AUUACAGAUUGCAUUCAUCUUGUUGUAUCUGUCAAGAAGCUCCCCACUCAAAGGCUUUCUAACAACUAUCUUCCCAAGUGUGAUGAAAAUGGCAAGUUCGCUCCAAUCCAAUGUGAUCAGCUACAGUGCUGGUGCGUUGACGUGAACUAUGGCACGGAAAUCACCGGCUCUGCUGUGUUGGUGGCGAUGAAAAGGGGUGACAUGUGUCGAGAUUUACGACUCUGUGGCGUGAAAUGUUCCAAUCACUGUCCACAUGGCCUGAAAAUGACUGUCUUCGGAUGUCCGGAUCCUACCUGUGCAUGUCGGGAUCUAAUUUAUUCCAGUUGUCCAAAUAAUGCUGAUACUUGUCAGUUGAUCGAACCGGACUGUGCACAACCGCCUUGCCUUCCCGUACCAAGAUGUCUGCUGAAUCCAUGUCCUGCCGGCCAACCUAUGACUCUACAGAAUGGUGUGACAGCUCUGUGCGCCACCUCCGAUCAGUGUAGUCCCAACCAUUGGUGUCAUAAGGUUCAUUCGAUUUUCGCUAUCAAUUUGGCCUAUUUGGGAGUUUAUCAUCUCGAGCUUGCCUUACUAGCUCCCUGUAAUAAUCAGGAUCCAGUCAUUAGACAACUUCUUCUGUUUCAAGGUAAAUGCUGUUUCGAUGGUUGCGGUCUGAGCUGUUCACCGCUGGAAGCACCCAAAAUGCACCGAGUGAUCGUCACGCAAAGACGUAACCACCAUUUCCAACCUGGCGAUGUGGCAACACAUAACAAAGGUGUGCUUUCUUCUCUCGUAGCCGACUGUCCUUCAUCAAAAUUCACUAACUGUACGUCUUCAUGUGCAUCCGACAACGACUGUGUUGGUAUGAAACGAUGCUGUCGCGUUGGCUGCUCUACGCAAUGUCUCUAUCCGAUCCGAACCACACGUGAACUUUCUUUGAGAGGUCACGGUUACUUCGACGAUGGCUGCUUCUGUGUGGAUAUCGACAGUGGGGAUGAGAUAUCGGGAACGCGAACAACCGACAGCGUGCCGAAUUGUGAAGGUAGUCACAAGUGUCCUGACGUGGUCUGCAGAACAUCUUGCCCGUACGAGUUCGAAAGGGACGCAAAUGGAUGUCGUUCGUGCCGCUGUAAAAACCCAUGCGCACCGGUCAAAUGUCAUCAGGGCAGUUAUUGCAUCAUGACCGCAGUCAAUUGUUUCCAGUCGGAAAAUUGUCCUCCACAACCACGGUGUGUUUUGAACCUCUGCCCACGGGGUGAACCGUUCAUUUCACAAGUGGGCGUCGUGGAAACCUGUAACUCUAACGAUCAGUGUCCUCCCAGGCAUUGGUGUCAUCAGGUAGGGUUUUCCUCGACCGGUCUGUGUUGUGCAUUGCCAGCCAGAGCUGUCCAUGCAGGCAGGUGCCCACCAACUGCACCGCUUUUACACAAUCUUACUGUGUGCGGAUUCAGCUGCCGUUCCGACGGAGACUGCCAGAACACAGAGAAGUGCUGUUAUGAUGGUUGCGGACUGCAUUGUAAAGACUUGUCGUCCCCAUCGUCAGCAAACUCUACAUCCCUUUUUGAUGAGUGCAGUCCGAUCAUUCCGAUAUUUUCUGGGCCUGAGGAAAAUCCUUGUUACAAGAACCAGUGUACUUCUGAUGACGAAUGUGUCGGUGUGCAGAAAUGCUGUUCCGACGGCUGUAGCAAGAAAUGCCUCUACCCAGAAAAUGGUAGUGCCUGUGUGCAGGCUAAAUCUGCUCUGCAAAUGAUUGGACAAUCGGAGAGGAUUCAGUGUCGGCCAGACGGCUCCUUCGAAGAAGUUCAAUGUGACUCAGAGUUUUGUUGGUGUGUGAAUGAUCUCGGUGUCGAAGUGGAAGGAACACGUUCGUCCGAGAAUAUUCCGCCAAACUGUAAAACACCCCUAGCCAAACCGAUAACUACACUCAAUCGGAGGGUCCCCAUAUUUUUUAACGAAUAUUCGACAGAACCUCGAUGGUCACCCGGGACAUGCCCUCCGACAAUCGCCUCAAAUGGAGAUUGCUCUCGACAUUGCCUUAUUGACGAACAGUGUCCAUCGAGCCAAAAAUGCUGCUUCAAUGGAUGCGGACUCUCGUGUGUAGCUCGGAUCCAGCAUGAAGUACGUAGUUACAGGGGUAAAGAUCCUGAAUGUAUGACAGACGGCGACUGUUCUGCUCUGCGAAAGUGCUGCAGCGACGGAUGCACCCGUCGAUGUACUGCUCCCGAUCUGACAACACACUGCGUUCAUGCUCGUUUGGCGGCAUUGGCGAUUUACGAGUCGGACUCGAGCGUAUUUGUACCUGAAUGUGAUUCUAAUGGUGACUACACACCGAUUCAAACCCACUACGGCUUGAAAUGGUGUGUAGACAAAAUCGGACGAGAGAUGCCAGGCACAAAAACAACCCAUCAAGUAAACUGCAAAGUGCCGCGACCUUGUCCAGUAAGGGCCUGUCACAAACAUUGUCCUUUUGGAUAUCGAACCGAUAAUGCCGGUUGUACGGUCUGCGAUUGUAUUGUACCGUGCGAAUUGGUUCAAUGCCAAGCCGGAUUCAUCUGUCGAGUGGUGCAACCACGAUGUUACACGAAAGACUGCCCGCCCAUAGCUAGAUGCCUGCCUAAUAUCUGUCCUGUGGGUGAGCCGUUGGUUUCACCGGGUGCAGAUCAUCUGGCCGAAUGUGAUGUGCAGCGAUCCUGUCCUGCCGGUUACUUCUGUACUCAGAACGGAUACGAAGGGAGAGGUUUCUGCUGCCCUGGUCAUGCUCCACCGCCAUCGCCUAUUACCUGUCCUCCAAUACCGCUCACCAUAAAUGCAGUCGACUCGUCCGCCUGCGUUGUCGCCUGCCGGCGUGCGUCAGACUGUCCACAAAAGUCUGUGUGCUGUUUCAACGGUUGUGGGACCAGUUGUCAAUUUGAAACCGGUCAUCACUCUCAGCGACGUCCCCUUCGGUGUUGGUCGGUGUGCCAUCUGCAAAAAAUCCCCAUUCAACGAGGAAUUUUGAGCAGCCACCACUCUUUGAAGAAGGUAGGCGUCUGCCCGUCAUUGUUGCUGAACCCUGGUUGUCGUGAAGAAUGUUUGGCUGAUGCUGACUGCGCGUCGUUCUCGAAAUGUUGCAAAGCCAGUUGUGGAACGCGAUGUGUUGAACCGACGCGGUUUUUUCUGAAUAAUUCAAUCAUUCAACUCAUAGCUUUUCUCCACUUCAGAUUUGUUUUCUUUCCUUUUUUGUUGAGCCUCUUUAUAAGGAAGCCUCUCCGUAGGCAAAAGCUAUUAUUGUUCAUCUACUUACCACCAACAGCAUACAGUGGACAUCAUGUACACUUCGUUGCAGGACCAAAGAUCUGCAGCGUGUCCUGCGGGCAUUCGUCAUGCGAUUACGGUAUUCGAGUUGAUGCAAACGGUUGCCCACACAAUGGAGUAUGCUUGUGCAAGAAUCCAUGUGAUGUAAGUUUCUUGGAUUUGAUGGGAGCGCGGGAGGCAGAGUGGCUAAAAGCGGUUAUGCGCAUUACGUCCCCAUGUGAUUCGAACUAUGUGGUCAGAGACCUUUACGGAAACGCAUUCUCGUGUCGCAACGAUAGCUGUCCACGCGGAAAAUGUGUGAUUGGCGUUGGUGAAACGGUCGGCAUCUGCUGUCAAACACCACAAACCACUGAGAUGCCUGCUUACAUCAAAGCCAGAUCAAGUGAGUCUUAUUUAGCCUGUUACCAAACGUAUCGGUUACAGUUUAUUCUUGCAGCUCCUCGCAUCUGUCCAACCCAGUGCUCACGAUCAAUGUGUCCUUACGGCCCUGUACUAGAUCAGAAUUUUUGCCCGUUCCCGGACUGCCGCUGUUCUUCACCUUGUAACAAUGUGACUUGCAAGGGUAACGAGGUGUGUUUAGCUCCUUCUUCACUUUCGUUGACUAUUCGGCCCAUUUUAGGUGAAAAUUCGCCAUGUAAUGUUGGAGAUCGCCCGGUGAUUGAUCCGCGAACAAAAAGGCAAUUCUACUGCAGGGAAUCUGGUGAAAUCUGUCCCACAGGAUUCUACUGUACAGGAUUCGAUGCCGAAGGGGCAGGCGUGUGUUGUCCUGGUAGAGGUAGUAUAUAUAAUAUUCAAGAGCCACUAUUGACUAAAGCGAAAACCUCUUCCUGUCCUCAUGGCGAUCCGUUCGCGAGCUCAUCAGAUGGUACUCCUCUGGCGUGUUCUUCGAAAAUCAACAGUUGUCCAUCUACACAUUACUGCUCGACACAUCCGGGAGGGAAAGUUGGAAUAUGCUGUGUUUCUAAACGAUACGUAUGCGGGUUGAAUCCGGAACGUGGACCAUGUUCAGUUACCGUACCACGAUAUUUCUAUUCUCCAUUGAAUCAAACCUGCUCAUCGUUCGAUUACGGUGGUUGUUCAGGAAAUUUGAACAAUUUCGCGACCAAAGAGCAUUGCGAAGCGUUCUGUGACGGUAGGUUGAUCUCAUUUCCCUACCUGGUACAGCACCUCUCUUAUGUUACGCUUUAUUUCAGAGGAUUGGCUGAGUUCCUUUCGCAACGAUUUUCUCUUUCAAAGUCAUCUAUCGACGACGUGAUCAUCUUGGACGACAACACUGCUCGUUUCACUAUCAAAGAUCCUCAUGCAAGUCGAAUUGCGAAGAGCAUUUCAGAAGCGGUGAGUUGCAUGCAAAAGCUGUCGAAAAUGCAUGAAUGUCAUCACACCUCAUCAAAUACUCCGCUCACUGUUCUCCAUUACAUCUCUAAGCCGCAGUUUUUUAAAAUUAUAUUCAAGCGUAAAUUUGAAUGUAAAUGGAGUCCUUUUUAUGGAUUCUAG
Haemonchus placei is the source of this 4767-nucleotide messenger RNA. NCBI's taxonomy places the organism in Eukaryota, Metazoa, Nematoda, Chromadorea, Rhabditida, Trichostrongylidae. The record is from the annotation of a GenBank genome assembly.